Molecule: messenger RNA, 447 nt
Organism: Vicia faba (fava bean)
Lineage: Eukaryota; Viridiplantae; Streptophyta; Magnoliopsida; Fabales; Fabaceae
Source: the annotation of a GenBank genome assembly
AUGUGGCUGUUAGGGUUAACCAAUUCCAUACCCUCACUCUCAAUUCCUUCUCACGGAUAUAGAUUCCCCUUUUCCACCAUAUCGCUCACCUUCAGACCUCGAAAACCACACCCACUUCCAUUGUUUGCAUCAUCCAACAACAACAACAACAAUCAAGUAAAUGAGAAGGGGGGAAAUUCACAACAACCACAACAACAAGCACCCUCCUCUUCAUCUUCUUCCAAUGGACAAGAACAAAAACGACCCCUUUUUGGUUUCAAUUGGAGUAAUCUUCUAGACCCAGAUCCUGACAAUGUUCUUGCACUUGGAUUAACGGCUCUUCUCACAUGGGCAAGUGUUCAAGUUCUUUGCCAGCUUUUCUUUAUCUCUUUCGCUAUUAUUCUUGCUGCUCUUAAAUACUCUUUCAUUGCUGCUCUUCUCAUUUUCAUCCUCAUCGCACUUCUCUAA